AAUUUGGAUAAAAAUAUUUAAAUAGAGAAUCAUGAUACAUAGUUUGUUUAUUGUAAACAAUAGUGGCGAUGUUUUUCUUGAAAAACAUUGGCGUUCAGUUGUGUCUCGUUCCGUAUGUGAUUACUUUUUGGAUGCCCAAAGGAAUUCACAAAAUGACGUGCCUCCAGUCAUUCCCACUCCUCAUUACUAUUUAAUUACUGUCCAACGUAAAGGUAUUUCAUUGGUGGCUGCUUGCAAGCAGGAAGUGCCUCCCCUAUUUGUUAUCGAAUUUUUACAUCGUGUCAUUGAUACAUUCGAGGAUUAUUUUGGUGAUUGCUCCGAAUCGAUUAUUAAGGAAAAUUAUGUUUUGGUCUAUGAGCUGUUGGAUGAAAUGUUAGAUAAUGGUUUUCCAUUGGCUACAGAAAGUAAUAUUUUGAAAGAGUUGAUCAAACCACCAAAUAUUUUGAGAACCAUUGCCAAUACUGUGACCGGUAAAAGCAAUGUCAGCACAAUUUUGCCUCAAGGACAACUGUCUGCAAUUCCUUGGAGACGGAGUGGUGUACGUUACACAAACAAUGAAGCCUAUUUCGAUGUUAUCGAAGAAGUUGAUGCCAUUAUUGAUAAAUCUGGAUCAACAGUUUUUGCUGAAAUUCAAGGAUAUAUUGAUUGCUGUAUCAAAUUAUCGGGAAUGCCGGACUUAACACUUUCCUUUAUGAAUCCACGUUUAUUUGAUGAUGUCUCAUUUCAUCCAUGUGUACGUUUUAAACGUUGGGAGGCGGAACGUCUAUUGAGUUUUAUACCACCUGAUGGUAAUUUCCGUUUAAUGUCGUACCACAUUAGUUCCCAAUCGGUGGUAGCUAUUCCCAUCUAUAUACGUCAUAAUUUUUCAAUAAAAACUGGUGAACAAGGUCGUUUGGAUUUAACGGUCGGUACCCGUACUCUUAUGGGUCGUGCUGUGGAUAAAGUGAAAUUGGAAAUUGCUAUGCCCAAAUGUGUUUUAAAUUGCAUACUCACACCCAAUCAGGGCAAAUAUACAUUUGAUUCGGUAACCAAAACGUUGAUAUGGGAAGUUGGCCGUAUAGAUGUUACCAAUUUGCCAAAUAUAAGAGGAACGGUCUCUAUUCCUCCCGGUACCCCAAGUUUAGGUUCCAAUCCUACCAUAAAUGUGCAAUUUACCAUCUCACAAAUGGCUGUAUCCGGACUUAAAGUUAAUCGUUUAGAUAUGUAUGGUGAAAAAUAUAAACCUUUUAAAGGUGUUAAAUAUAUUACAAAGGCUGGCAAAUUCCAAGUUAGAAUGUAAUCA
Musca vetustissima is the source of this 1282-nucleotide messenger RNA. It is a transcript of the gene carmine, whose product is annotated as AP-3 complex subunit mu-2. Bases 32 to 1279 code for a protein of 415 amino acids. Lineage: Eukaryota; Metazoa; Arthropoda; Insecta; Diptera; Muscidae. Gene Ontology annotation, biological process: endocytosis; intracellular protein transport. The record is from RefSeq and is a predicted model, not a curated record. The transcript is spliced from 6 exons. Gene Ontology annotation, cellular component: clathrin adaptor complex; cytoplasmic vesicle.